Molecule: messenger RNA, 546 nt
Organism: Salvia miltiorrhiza (redroot sage)
Lineage: Eukaryota; Viridiplantae; Streptophyta; Magnoliopsida; Lamiales; Lamiaceae
Exons: 3
Coding region: 1-546 (181 amino acids)
Biological process (GO): proteolysis
Molecular function (GO): cysteine-type peptidase activity
Source: RefSeq, a predicted model, not a curated record
AUGCGGUUGAAGCACAUUUAUCUCGCAAAUAUAGACAUGUUUUUUUUCCCAAUUUGCCGAGUGAUGAAAUAUCACGUUAUUUGCGUGGACGUGAGGAAGGAAAGAGUCUAUAUCUUGGAUAGCCAGAAUGAAACCGUCGAGAACUGUCGGGAUGAGAAGUACUCGACUACAGUUGAUCUUGUGAAAAGUAUGCUAGCGGAUUAUAUGGCACAUGCAGGGCAAAUACAUAAAAGCAAUAUUGUGAAACGCUGUAAGUUAUCUGUGAUGCAUAUAAAAUGGGGCGAUUUUAAGAAUAUCAAUGACACAGGUGUGUACAUGAUGAGGCACAUGGAAACUUUUAUGGGUGAAUCGUCUGCGUUGUGGACAUGUGGUUUGGCGCCAAAGUUAAAGAAACAGCUGAAUCUUUUGCGUGUUAGAUAUUGUGCAUCGCUUCUUGGGUGGGACAAGAACAGUACUAAAGAUGCAGUUUCAGUGAGUGCUAAUGCAAGAUUUGAUACAUAUUUCGGAGAUGCAAGUGUGAACAUUGACGCAAAGCUGCUCGGUUGA